AUGGCGGGUACAGCUACGGCGACGUUUUCUGCGGAUGUUUGGACAUCAGCUAGCACAAUAGAUGCCAGCGCGCAACCAUGGGACUUCGCUGUUCCGGUUAAUCAGGAGAACCGACAUCGCUCGAAGUCCCGAACGUCCCGCAAGUCUAGAGACCGCGGCUCAAAAAGCUCCCGCAGUUCAUCGCUAUCCAAACAAAUUUAUGGUCACGAACAAUCCCAUUUCGCGCCGCGAGGUCGGAGAGAUGCAAGCCUCAGCCGCAAAGAGUUCGACAGCGGGGGCGUGCAGGACACCGCGGCAACAUCACAUAUUAACGGGUCAAGGAAAAGUGACAUAAAAGAUGAUGAAGAAAACGAUGAGAACUGGAUUCAUCGCGAUAAACUAGCUCGUAUUGAAAGCGAAGAGCUACAACAAGCUGCUAUCCUGUUUCAGCGUCGACCUGGGACUGGGAGUACGAGAGGGCGCGGGAGAAGCCGGGACCACCAUCACGGUAGCGUUAGCGGAACCACUGUGAUUUCAGCGACACACCAUGAACCAUUGGAACCAUGGCCAGACCUUCAAGAAGACCAACAAAAUAAUACCGCUUCUGCAGCUCUCGCGGGCGGCGAUGAUAUUACAGAAGAUGAACGCCAGUAUUGGGAUCUUCGCCGGCCUGAGGAAAUUGCGGCGGAAAGGGGUUCUAGUACAUCAAGUAUAUACCGCAACCCUGGGCUGCGGAAGAGUUCUUCUCGUAUCCCUAUUCCGACUUCAAGUCCUGUGCCUCUAUCACCACCGACUAUCGACCGCGAAUAUUUCACAUCUCGCUCGCGGGCUCCGACAAGUGAGAACGAAGAGGUCUCAUCAAAUGCAAGGCCACGUAGAGCUAGCGAACCGUUAACAGUAGAUUCUGCCUCGAACUCUGACCCUACUAGCGAGAGCCGCCCCGGGAGUCGGGGCUGGCCAGCGUCCCAGAAUGCUACCACCAAGAAGACCGCUGCGAAACCAGCCACUACAAACAGAAAGACAUCUGCUCCGAACCCCAAGAAGCCAUCGCCCCGAAGUCGCGCAACGUCGAGUAAUGCCAACCAGCGCCCCACGACCAGGUCAGGCGAAGCACGUCCACCUAUGUCCAUCAAUCGCCCGGAAGGAGAUCCGCCAUGGCUGGCAACGAUGUAUAAGCCAGACCCGCGACUCCCCCCAGAUCAGCAAAUAUUGCCUACCCAUGCACGGAAGAUGCAACAAGAACAAUGGGAGAAGGAAGGCAAGACACCUACAAUGUAUGACCGAGAAUUCGCACCGCUUGCAAUUGCACCUGAUCAGCCUCAACCGGAAGUCAAGACGGAGAAAGAGGCAGAGAAGGAAAGUCAGCAACAAGAACAUUUGAAACCGGAGGGUUUGGGUCUGCAACCGCCCCCAAAAAGCCCCGAGCCGAGUCGGCCUGGUACAAGCACAGGGUACAGUCCGAUGCCGAAAGUGCAGGAGACACCUCCAACCGGGUUGACGCCGAGGUUCAACAGCCAAACCGUGGUGACAGCUCAAGGGCCGCCUCCAGAAGACGAGAAGGCCGAGAAGGGAUGUGGAUGCUGCAUCGUGAUGUGA
Molecule: messenger RNA, 1575 nt
Organism: Aspergillus nidulans FGSC A4
Lineage: Eukaryota; Fungi; Ascomycota; Eurotiomycetes; Eurotiales; Aspergillaceae
Gene: teaR
Product: protein teaR
Exons: 2
Coding region: 1-1575 (524 amino acids)
Source: RefSeq, a predicted model, not a curated record